CCAACGCAUGAGCAACAUCUCGCUGUCCUCCGGCACGGACUCCGUGGGCCACAUGGAUCGCGGCAGCAGCUCCAGUCUCGCUAGCAGCGACACCGUUGGCACCAACACCAUCACCAGCGGCAUUUCCAAGGAGUGCGCCAAUUACCCCGUCGGCAGUCAGUCGGCCCGUCCAUACGUCCAACUGCCGGGCAUACACAUUUCCAACCCUCCCCAGUACGGGCCAGGGAAUAUGCAGGAAAUAGACGCUGGCAAAAUGGCGCACAACGGCAAGGCACUCACAGGGCGCUACAAUGCCACGCCCACCUAUGGCUUCGACAACGAGCAGAACUACUGCCUGAAUUCCCAACAGUUGCCGUCUCCAUUGCCCCCUCCACCAUACGCCUUGGCACGCGUGAGCAGCACACGCAACUUCGAGCUCGAGAACCACACACCGCCGGCAUGUCCCGGCUCUGGACCCAUUCCAUGACGAACGGCACCAUCCAGUUGCGCCUCCGCGAUGGCGUGCGCAUUGACAUGACUCUGGAUAAGGCGGUGCGCGUGCUCAAUCAGCGCAGCAUGGUGGCAGUUGCUCUAUCACGCAACUGCAGCAACUCGGCUUU
Molecule: messenger RNA, 599 nt
Organism: Drosophila miranda
Lineage: Eukaryota; Metazoa; Arthropoda; Insecta; Diptera; Drosophilidae
Exons: 3
Coding region: 8-466 (152 amino acids)
Source: RefSeq, a predicted model, not a curated record